CGGGGACACGGGAAGCCCCGCCCCUUCCAGCCCCGCCCCGCCCCGCCCCAUCGGACGGAAAGGGCGGGGCCGGGCGUGACGUGGCGGGAUGGCGGAGCUUUACGUGAAGCCGGGGAACCAGGAGCGCGGCUGGAACGACCCCCCUCAGUUCUCCUACGGGCUGCAGGCGCAGGCCGGGGGUCCCAGGCGAACCCUGCUCAGCCGCCGGGCCCCGCCUCCGCCGGCGGGGACCCCCCCAGGCGCCCCUCCAGAGCCGGCCGGUGCCCCCGCGGCGCUGCCCAGCCGAGCGCUGGGGCCGCCCCCGCUCGGGCCGGUCAGCCCCGCCCUGAGCGGGAGGGCGAGCGCUGCAGCGCGCCCCGAGGAGGAGUGCGGCGUGCCUGCUGAUGCCAUCCUCGCCCCGCUGAGGGAGGCCCUCGACGCCUGCUGCCCCUCGGUGCAGAAACAAGUGUGUGAUGACAUCAGGCGGCGGCUGACGGUGCUGGAGGAUGCAUGGACUCAGGGGAAGCUGUCGGCCCCAGUGAGGAAGAGGAUGAGCCUCCUGGUGCAAGAGCUCCAGCAACAGCACUGGGACGCAGCUGACGAGAUCCACCGCUCGCUCAUGGUGGACCAUGUGAACGAGGUGAGCCAGUGGCUGGUGGGUGUCAAGCGCCUGAUCGCCGAGAUAAGGAGCCUGCCUGCUGCAGAGCCAGCUGCGGCAAUGGAGGGCAGCACCAGGCCUGGCCAGGAGGAUCCCUGAUGCCGGGGAUGGGGCUGCAGACUGUGAGCAGGGCAGCCUGUGCCCAGGGCCACUGGCCAGAGAAAGGCCCCCCCACAUGAGGGGGCCUGGGCAUCUCCUCUGCCUCCCAAUCCUCACCCAGGAAAAAGGGAUUUUAAUCGUUGUGACAUUUUAGUGGUGAUUCACUACAUGAUGUUUAAUAAACAGCACUAACUUGCCCCUG
Phalacrocorax carbo (great cormorant) is the source of this 938-nucleotide messenger RNA. The record is from RefSeq and is a predicted model, not a curated record. Lineage: Eukaryota; Metazoa; Chordata; Aves; Suliformes; Phalacrocoracidae.